AUGGUGGGUUCUCAAGCACUUGUCGCGUUUCGAAGAACCGAUGGGAGUUUCAAAGCAUACACUUCACCUAUAACAAGUUAUGCGACUCUUUUGCAAGAGGGUAAUCUUAGCUUCCCUGUUCACAAUGUUUCAGGUACUUAUGAGAAUGGGAGCAUCAUCAUCUUUGCAAGUUUGCAACUUCCAGUGAACACGACAUUGGUACAUGGAUUUUUGAAUGCGAUAAGCUGGGGAAUACUAAUGCCAAUCGGGGUGAUCUUUGCUCGCUACUUGAAGACAUUUAAUGGUUUAGGAGCAACAUGGUUUCAUUUGCAUCGAGCUUGUCAAUCUAUUGCAUUCUUGAUUGGCAUUGUGGGCUUUGUCACUGGUGUGUACAUGGGAAAUCACUAUGGAGUUCAUCAUGGUCCUCAUAGAUGCAUCGGAAUCACUCUAAUUGUUCUAGCAACUGCUCAAGUUUUUGUUGCCAUAUGCCUGAGGCCUAACAAGGAUCACAAGUAUAGAAAAUUUUGGAAUUUUUUUCACUACAUAAUCGGCUAUUCAACGAUUAUCUUAGCCAUAUUGAAUGUCUGUAAAGGCUUUGACAUCCUCCAUGGUCACAUGAUGUGGAAGAAAAUGUAUAUUGGGGUACUCAUAUCCCUAGCCGUGAUUGCUGUGAUGUUGGAGGUGAUAACUUGGAUUCGGUGGUGCAACAAGAGGUCCAACUCUGAGGAAAGUGAUGACCAGCAGCUCCCAUAG
Lotus japonicus is the source of this 732-nucleotide messenger RNA. RefSeq names its product cytochrome b561 and DOMON domain-containing protein At4g17280-like. The record is from RefSeq and is a predicted model, not a curated record. Bases 1 to 732 code for a protein of 243 amino acids. NCBI's taxonomy places the organism in Eukaryota, Viridiplantae, Streptophyta, Magnoliopsida, Fabales, Fabaceae. The transcript has 2 exons.